GAAGGGCAACCCCAACGACAUCCCAGCCGGGCUGAACCUGGGCGGCUACUGCAUGCUGAAGAUGGAGAAGUCUGUCUUGUAAGUCCCAAAUGAGCACUUAGAAUAACAGCAAUAGCAUUUAUUUUCCACGAUGAACAGAAAAAAAUCUGAUCCGUAAAAUCUUAUCUAUGCACGCGCUGUGAUCGCCAUCGCCGACGCGGGUUGCACGCGUUGGUUAGACCUAAGCUUAAAAGAAUAAGAAAUUGACUGCAUUAACCUUUUCUCUGCCAGAUUCUUCCACCGCAUGAAGCUGCGCAACAACACCCGCUUCCGCAUCAACUACUUGCAUACAAACCUCAAGGACCUGGAGAUCCGGACGCAGCUGUCGCUCCACGACCUGCACCUCGUCGGCUCUUACGAGAGAGCCAUCACCGAUAACGAUCCAUCGAUACUUUACUACGUGCCUACUUUUGGCCAAGCUGAUGCUGCAAUCUGUUUGACCAAAGUUCUAAUUCACCAGGUGGUAUACAAAUAUAAUGCACAACUGUCGAAUGGAAUGCCCCCCCUCAACGGAUUGAUGAUCAUGACGGCAGAUGAGCUCACGUCGCACAUGGCUAUGCAACUCGUAAAAGAGCCGGAGACCGUGGAUCUACGGUUCGAUUUCAUUCGUCAGAUGAAGCCAGAAUCAUUGACCAUAGAGGGUCCAGCCAACAGAAUGAUCGCGAAUUUCAAGCAUAUUCUAGAGCACCACAUCAUUUCUCUGAUGACCAACGCGUUAAUUCACAACAUUAGGUCGCUGAGCACUUUAACCAGAUGCCAUCCUAUUCUCUUUGGUCACGUUGACGAAGGUCAAGAACAAGAAACUGAAGAAGAGGAGGAGAAACCCAGGCCCGAAACUGGUUUGAAAAAUACCGUUAUUAUUAUGUUCCAUAUCGGUUGUUGCAUAAAUAUUUACUACUGAAUAUCGUGACGAUAUCAGUAAUA
Messenger RNA from Ostrinia furnacalis (Asian corn borer), 963 nucleotides. RefSeq lists its product as uncharacterized. The coding region runs from base 284 to 940 and encodes 218 amino acids. Lineage: Eukaryota; Metazoa; Arthropoda; Insecta; Lepidoptera; Crambidae. The record is from RefSeq and is a predicted model, not a curated record. The transcript is spliced from 4 exons.